AUGGCCUUUUAUAAUGAAUUAAAAAGAGCCUUAAAACCAGAAGGAUAUUUAAUGUUGGUGGAAAGGGAAGUAUCCAUUCGAUCGAUCGGUCCAGCCAUAACAAGAUGUUUGAUGUUGAUAGAAAAACCUAUUUUAUACGGUGCAGGUAAUCCUUAA
This is a messenger RNA of Diversispora eburnea, 156 nucleotides long. The record is from the annotation of a GenBank genome assembly. NCBI's taxonomy places the organism in Eukaryota, Fungi, Glomeromycota, Glomeromycetes, Diversisporales, Diversisporaceae.